CCUGAGAGACAAGAGAUGGCGAGCCAGGCCCAGAAUCAGCCCAAAGGCCCCAUGUCCAAAUCCUGUCGGAUCGUCAUCCCGACCCGUAAAAAGAGAAUUGAAUUGCGGAGAGGAGGAACAAAGGAAGGAAGGAUAGUGAUUCUGAUUCUCACGGACGUUCUAGGUUUCGGUGAAAUCUUCCUACUGGUUGGUUUGUGUGUGAGGAUUCCUCAGAUCUUCGCAGGUGUGAUGGAUGCUCAGGCGAAGAAGAAGGCGCUGUUCCGAUCUAAGCUCAACGCCAAGAAAAAAGACUCCCGCAUCGAUUCUCCUCUCGUUAGGUACAACGAAUCAGAUCAGCCUGUGUGUCGAGUGUGCAAUAUCGUGUUGAAGUCCGAAUCACUCUGGGAUGUCCACCAAGCUUCUCGUAAGCAUCACGAGGCUAUCGAUAAUUUAAAGGCUAGUGCAGCAGCUGGAACUCAACGCGGGAGCAAACCUGCUGAAACCAAGCCAACCAAACCUGAUAUAUCAUCCAAAUCUCAGACAUCAUCAUCUGGUUCUGGUCUCCCUCCAAAUUUCUUCGAGUCUUCUAUUAAACAUCCUGAAGUUGAAUCUUCAAAACCUAAGAACGUAGUACAGCAACCAAAGCAGAUUAUAGGUUCGGAAAUAAAUAAGACAAAAGGACCUCUUCCAGAAGGGUUCUUUGAUAAUCAGAAGAUUGAUGAUUCUUCGGAUAACAAAACCAACAGUGAGCCUAAACAGAGUCUGACACAGACCACGGGUACUGUGGUGAAAGGAGCUCUUCCCACUGGUUUUUUCGAUAAUAAGGAAGCUGACCUGCUUGCCCGUGGAAUUAAGCUCGUCAAACCAGAUAUUAAGGACGAAUAUAAAGAAUUUGAGAAGUUGAUACAAGAAGAUCUGCAAGUAGUGGAUAGUCGCAUGGAAGAAGAAGAGGUUGAUGCUGCGGAAACUAUAGAAGAGGAAGAACAACGAGAGCAGAGAUCAUACAAAGAGAAAGUGGAGCUUCUGAAGAAGAGGAAGAUGGAACUGAAAGCAGCUAGGUUAGCUAAGCGCAGCAAAACCUCUGAGGGGUCAGUUAAAAAGCCGAAGAAGACUGAAGAAGAAUCGCCCAGCGAUGAGGAUGACGAGGAAUCUGCUGUUGAUUGGAGAGCUCAACAUGUUUGAAACUAGACACACUGUUCCUCUCAUAAACAUUCAGUCUUGUGUUAGAAAUACUAAGGGACAAACGAAGCAAUUUCUCUUGUCAUAUGCAAUUAAUUGUUAGUUGGUUAUAGUUAUCGAGUUUGCGGUUACAAUUUCA
This is a messenger RNA of Raphanus sativus (radish), 1297 nucleotides long. Its product is annotated as protein ABA AND ROS SENSITIVE 1-like. Bases 16 to 1161 code for a protein of 381 amino acids. The transcript has 7 exons. Gene Ontology annotation, cellular component: nucleus; spliceosomal complex. The record is from RefSeq and is a predicted model, not a curated record. Gene Ontology annotation, biological process: nuclear DNA replication; mitotic DNA replication checkpoint signaling; mitotic DNA damage checkpoint signaling. Gene Ontology annotation, molecular function: zinc ion binding; nucleic acid binding. Lineage: Eukaryota; Viridiplantae; Streptophyta; Magnoliopsida; Brassicales; Brassicaceae.